Messenger RNA from Vairimorpha ceranae, 870 nucleotides. Its product is annotated as ribosome-associated chaperone zuotin. NCBI's taxonomy places the organism in Eukaryota, Fungi, Microsporidia, Nosematidae. The record is from RefSeq and is a predicted model, not a curated record. Gene Ontology annotation, molecular function: ribosome binding; Hsp70 protein binding. The coding region runs from base 1 to 870 and encodes 289 amino acids. Gene Ontology annotation, cellular component: cytosol. The transcript has a single exon. Gene Ontology annotation, biological process: 'de novo' cotranslational protein folding; regulation of translational fidelity.
AUGAAUUUUGAAAUUUCGAAAUAUACGAAAGAAGCAGACGAGGAAGAAAAAAGAAUACGAAAAAAAUAUGCCGCAUCUCGUAAUAUUUUGAAUAUAUACACUUUAGAGCAGUUAUCUAAGGUUAGUAAUGUUGACUUAUAUUUAAUGAUGGAUCUAGAUGAAUAUCGUACAAAAGAAAUACCUGUACAUGUAUUAGCUUAUGUUACUAAAAUAAAAAAAAGACAGUAUCAUCCAGACAUUUCAAAAGGAGCACGAGAGGCAUUUUUACUUGUAGAUGUAGCUAAUAAAAUUUUAGGAGACAAGAGAUUACGAUCGAUUUACGACUCGUCUUAUUUCCACGUAAACAUCCCAGAAGAUAGAAUAUACCAACAUGAAGAGUUUAGAGAUGUGUUUGGUAAAAUAUUUAGUGAAUACGCACGAUUUACGACUGGUGCGCCGACAUUAGACGAUGAUGCAACUAAAUUUUACGAUUUUUGGAAAAAUUACAAAUCUACACGAAUUUACAUACCGAUAGACGAGUAUAUAAAUCUCAGUGCAGAAGAUAGACUUAAUUAUACACGACAAAAUGCAGAUAAACUUGCUAAAUUAAAAAAUGAAGAUAUAAAAAAACUGAAAGAAAUACUGGCUAUUUGUUAUAAAAGAGAUCCGAGAAUUAAAUCUAUAAGUGACCAAUUGAGAGAUCUGAAAUUAGAAAAAGAAAAUGAAUGGUCUCCUGUAGAGGUCAGUACACUUAAAAGAUUAAUAAGUUUAUUUGGGAAAACGAAAAAAAAUAAAUGGGAAAUUAUAACUGAUAAAUUAGUAAAUAGUACUAAAAUAAAGAGAAGCGUAAAAGAUGUUAUAAAAAAAAGUGAAGAACUGAACAAAAAAUAA